Molecule: messenger RNA, 441 nt
Organism: Stegostoma tigrinum
Lineage: Eukaryota; Metazoa; Chordata; Chondrichthyes; Orectolobiformes; Stegostomatidae
Product: thyrotropin subunit beta-like
Exons: 2
Coding region: 1-441 (146 amino acids)
Biological process (GO): G protein-coupled receptor signaling pathway
Cellular component (GO): extracellular region; cytoplasm
Molecular function (GO): hormone activity
Source: RefSeq, a predicted model, not a curated record
AUGUAUACCCUACAGCUGCUGGCUCUCAUCCUGUCUCUGAGCUGCCAUCGGGUUGUCUCACAAUGCUCAGUGACCAGGUUCGUGUCGUACGUGGAGAAGGAAGAGUGUAGCCACUGUCUGGCCAUCAAUAGCACGGGCUGCGCGGGUUUCUGCAUCUCCCGGGACGUCAACACAAAGUCCCUACUACCAAAGAUCGCACUGAUGCAGAGGGUCUGCACCUACCAAGAUGUCAAAUACAUUUCCAUUAAACUUCCUGGAUGUCCCCCAAAUGUUGACCCCUUCUACAAGUUCCCAGUCAUCCUCAGCUGUGUGUGUAGCCAGUGCACAACCGAUACCACAGACUGCAUCAACGGAGUCAAUGCUUCCUUCGACUGCACCAAGCCGCAGUGGAGCAUCCCCAUCUCACGUUCUCGCAUCCUCCCCCUCUCAGGCAACGAAUAA